AUGGAAUCAAUAAAAAAUUUUCUAGAAAAUCCUCAAAAAUGGUUGGAUAGAAAAGAGCAAAAAACUUAUGAGAGAAAGGAAAUGAUUAUUGAUAUUGGAAGCGAACAAUACGAAUUACAAAUUUUAGUUUGGGAUAUUUCUUACAAAAAAGAAGCCAAAAUAAUCAAUCUAGCCAUUCAUUUAGAAAAAUUAACUGCUCAAUUAAGUGAUGGUUUAACCAGAACAGAUGCUGAGAAAUGGCUGAUAACCGGCUUAACUACCACUGAUUAUAAAUUUAUUGAUCUUUUAAUCUCUGAAGGAGUAAAAUUUACACAGUUUAACGAUUAUGAUAAUUAUGAAAAAGAAAGAUUAAAAAAACUUUUUGAUGAUCUUUCGGUAACUAACUCAGUAACUUGUGGCAACUGUGCAGGUUUAAACAAAGAUGAAGUUCAAUUAGCGGUUUAUGCUCGAAAUCGAGAUGCUCAAGGAUUUUUAGAUCAAUAUUAUCCUAAAAAUGGAGUCUGCUUGAGUGAUAGUGGAUACAAUAAUAAGGGCAAAAAAAGAUCGGAGAUUACUCAAUUAGAUAUUAGUAAAAAGAAAUUGAUCGGUGAUUUAGAUCUUUCUGAUUUUGUCAAUUUAAGAAGAUUAGCGUGUAAUAGUAAUCAAUUAACAAGAUUAUUCUUGUCUCAAAAUAGUAAUUUAGAGGAACUAUGA
Molecule: messenger RNA, 693 nt
Organism: Funneliformis geosporum
Lineage: Eukaryota; Fungi; Glomeromycota; Glomeromycetes; Glomerales; Glomeraceae
Source: the annotation of a GenBank genome assembly